Messenger RNA from Closterium sp. Naga37s-1, 1269 nucleotides. NCBI's taxonomy places the organism in Eukaryota, Viridiplantae, Streptophyta, Zygnematophyceae, Desmidiales, Closteriaceae. The record is from the annotation of a GenBank genome assembly.
AUGCUCUGCCGCCCCUCCCUCACAACCUUCCCAGGCUGGAUCCAAACCCUGCCGAUCGAUAUCCUCCCGCCAUUCACUAUCCUCACCAAGGGGAUUCAGCAGGAGGCAGUGGGGAAGUUCAUAGCAAAGCCAGUGACCCUGUUUGCAUUCCCGAAUGGCGCAACCCCGGGAUGUGGCUUGGAGUUGGCAUUCAGUGUCAACUUCACCUUCGCUCUCAUGCCCCAGUCUGGCUCUACUGGACCCAGCAGCUUUGCUUUUGUGAUCGCAGCAAAGGCCAAGGCAGGGACCGCGGCCCGAGUGGGGUACGGAGGAGUGGGGAAUGGAAGCAUAGCUGUGGUUUUUAACAUGGAUGGAAGCAACCAGAAUGUGGGCCUGAAUACCAAUGGGGGGCAGGAGCCUAUAUUGUCGGAACCAUCGCCAUUCACACUCACCGAUGGCUAUGCAUAUAAGGUGUGGGUGGACUAUGAGCCUGGGGAUCCCGGCACGGAGGGGCGUAUACGUGUGUUUCUGGCUGGUGCUGAUGCAAAGCCAGAGCAGCCGCUGCAGCAGGAGAGACUGUCGCUGUGUGCGGUGCUCCAGGGUGGGGUGCAGCAGCAGGCGUUCUCGUUUGGGUUCGUGGCGUCCACUGCUGUGAAGCCCUUCCAGCUGCUUGGCAUUCUCUUCUCCUCUGUGCAGACAGGCUUUAGGUCAACCAACCCCAAGCCACUUCCGGUCCGGGAUCAAGCCCUCGGCCUCUCAAUAUCAGAAGCCACAUUUGCACCGUCUCGUGCGAGCCCGUUUCCGCGCUACGUGAGCUCGGACUUGGAGUUUACCAACACGAAAGCUGACUCGUGGAGAAUCAGUGACUUGACCACGUGGGACUCUGUGGACUUCCUCAAGUGGCCUGUCAAGAACCAGCAGGACUGCAAUGCUUGCUGGGCAUACGCGGUGGUGGCAAGUGUGGAAGCAGCAUACGGCAUUGCAAAGUGGGCCACAGCGCCCCAGCUAUCAGUGGGCUCUCUCUUCGCCCUCAUGGGGCUCUCCGACUCCGACAAGUGCUCUGCUGGCGGCUCCCCCACGGAGGCCUUUGAGACGCUCACAGCUCUCGAUGCCUCCAGUGGGCUCACAGGGGCCAGCGACCCGGCAACAACGUACCCAGUGCAGGCGUUUGAGCGAGCGCAGUUCAAGGGGUAUGUGGGGCUCAUGCUGGCAGUGCAGCGGCAGCCAGUGGUGGUUCACAUCGAGGCGUCUGCUCGAACGUUUGUGAUGUACGAUGCGGUAAGUAUGUGA